Myzus persicae (green peach aphid) is the source of this 1350-nucleotide messenger RNA. Its product is annotated as EF-hand domain-containing protein D2 homolog. The transcript has 3 exons. The coding region runs from base 1 to 414 and encodes 137 amino acids. Gene Ontology annotation, molecular function: calcium ion binding. The record is from RefSeq and is a predicted model, not a curated record. NCBI's taxonomy places the organism in Eukaryota, Metazoa, Arthropoda, Insecta, Hemiptera, Aphididae.
AUGUUUUCAAAUCUUUCAAUCAAAGAGCGACAAUAUAUAUUAAAAGAAUUUCCUGAAUUAUCACCAAAUUUAAUAAAACGUUACGAAAAGACGUUUAUUAGAUAUGACACCGACAACGAUGGAUAUUUGGAUGUCGAAGACCUCAAAGGAAUGAUGAUGGUGCGUGGUGUUCCAUGGACUCACUCAGCAAUUGUACGGCUCAUCAAAGACGCAGAUGAAGAUGGUGAUGGGAAACUAAGUUUUCGUGAGUUUCUGAUAACGCAACGCAAAAACGUGGAAUGGGCUCGCCGAGUGUUGUGUGCCCUGCCAGAGAUCGACGUCGGCCGCGUGGGCGUCAAAGGGGCUAAGAAAUACUUCGAAGCCAAACAGCCAUUACCUCCUCAAGCAAACCACAAGAAUAAUAUGUCAUAUUAAAUGAAGAACAAACGAUUAUUGCACAUAAAUAAUACUUCAUACAUAGUGUCUCAAGGUGGUUUUCCUUCCCCCCACACAUCUAUUUUUUUCUGAUAACCUAUUAACUAAUUUCAUUUUAUAUAAUUGUUAUUUGUUACUAAAUUAUAGAAAGCCACAUUCGUUAUGCUAUACCAUCAUAUAUAGGUAGAAGUUUUGUGGUUACUUGAACUCAAUAUUGAAAAAAUUCAAGUUUUUUUGAGUUUCUUAAAAGUUUGAAAUGACCGAUAUUAAUUAAAAGUUAAACUACUAAUUUCUAUAAAGGUUUGGAACUUAAUUAUAUAAAUUCUCAAACAUUAGACAGGUGAAGUAUUGCGCCUAUAUAUAUAUAGGUACUAGUGGUGAGCGUCAAACGACAAUAUAUAUUGGCAAUUGGGUGACAAACACCACAAAGUCCACUCCACAGGUUAAAUACAAGACUAACGUCGAAAAUUUUUGUAACACAUUUUAUAAAUAGCAUUAAAUAAGGAUUCAAAAAUUAAAUGACCGUAUCUAUGAUAAUUUAUUAGCACACGAUUAACGCACUUGUAAAAAUAAAUUAUUAUUAUUGUUAAUAAAUUAUAUAGUUUAUAAUGUAGACACAUAAAAAAGUACUGUUCAUUAAUGUGAAGAAGAUAAAUGUUUAUGAAAUAGUAUUUACAAUUCUUUAUAGUAUUUUGACAACAAGUGUUUUAUUUCAUCAACUAUCCUGAUCAGAACACAUCAAUACAAUAUAUUUUCUAAUAUAUUAUAAAACUUAAAAAAAAAAAAAAAAUAUAAGCCUCUUACUCUUGUAUAUGAGUACAAUGAUAAGGAAGUAAUAUAAUGUUCUAUGACUUAAAAGUUCAUUCAUUUCUCAUAAAUAUUUGAAUUUGUAUUGGUUGAUGGUAAAUAAAGAUACACUCAUAUGGCAUUCAUAAA